Periophthalmus magnuspinnatus is the source of this 3975-nucleotide messenger RNA. RefSeq names its product cullin-associated and neddylation-dissociated 2 (putative) (gene cand2). NCBI's taxonomy places the organism in Eukaryota, Metazoa, Chordata, Actinopteri, Gobiiformes, Gobiidae. The transcript is spliced from 23 exons. The coding region runs from base 104 to 3883 and encodes 1259 amino acids. Gene Ontology annotation, cellular component: nucleus. The record is from RefSeq and is a predicted model, not a curated record. Gene Ontology annotation, biological process: SCF complex assembly; protein ubiquitination.
GUCAAGUUCCCCCCUAGGCUGAGCUGUUGUUCCUCGCCAUGUUUUUAGGUUAAAUCUUGUUUUAUUUUCUUUCAGGGGUGGUGACAGCUGCCAAAACAUCACGAUGUCGAAUGUCUCCUACCACAUCUCCAACUUACUGGAGAAAAUGACCUCCACUGAUAAAGAUUUUAGGUUCAUGGCCACCAAUGACUUGAUGCUGGAGCUGCAGAAGGAUAGCAUCAAACUGGACGAGGACAGUGAAAGGAAGGUGGUGACUAUGCUGCUCAGGCUUCUGGAAGACAAGAAUGGAGAGGUGCAGAACCUGGCUGUCAAAUGCUUGGCUCCUCUGGUGAGUAAGGUGAAGGAGCCCCAGGUGGAAACGAUGGUGGACACUCUCUGCUCAAACAUGAUGUCCGAUAAAGAGCAGCUCCGAGACAUCUCCAGUAUGGGCCUGAAGACUGUCAUCGCAGAGCUCCCCCUCUCUACAACAGGUACUUUUAAAUACAUUUUUGUUCAUUCGGGAUCUUCCAAAGCUAUUCUCAUUUGGACAUUUAUAUCUUUAGGUGUGAACCUGACAACUGGAGUGUGCAAGAAAAUCACCUCUCAGUUGAUUGGAGCCAUGGGAAAGCAGGAGGAUGUGUCAGUCCAGUUGGAGGCUCUGGACAUUCUCUCAGACAUGUUGGGAAGGUUAAGUGGCGCAUUGGUCAGUUUCCAUGGAUCUUUACUGUCUAGCCUGCUUCCGCAGUUAACUAGCCCCAGAAUGGCGGUGAGGAAGCGCUCCAUUUUGGCUCUCGGUCAUCUGGUGCCCUCCUGUAGCCCCGCCCUCUUCUCUCAGCUGACCGAACACCUGAUGAUGGAGCUGUCCAAGGCCCCACCCACCUCCAUGUCCCGAACCUACAUCCAGUGCCUCGCUACAGUCAGUCGCCAGGGGGGACAUCGAGUUGGUGAACAUUUAGAGAAGCUAAUCCCUAUGGUAGUGAAACUGACCAGUGUGGAGGAUGACGAGCUCCGAGAGUACUGUUUCCAGGCAUUUGAAGCUUUCAUCAGGAGAUGUCCAAAAGAAAUGUCACCGCACAUCUCCACGGUGACACAGCUGUGUCUAAAGUUCAUGACCUAUGACCCCAACUAUAACUAUGACGAUGAAGAGGAGGAGGACAGUAUGGAUAUAGAGGAUGGCUUUGGUGAAGAGUCAGACGAUGAGUACAGUGACGAUGAUGAUAUGAGCUGGAAAGUGCGGCGUUCCUCCAUCAAGUGUCUGGAGGCUCUGAUCCACACCAGAAGAGACCUGCUCCUGUCCUUCUACUCCUCCCUCUGCCCCGCCCUGCUCGCACGCUUCAAGGAGAGAGAGGAGAAUGUACGCGCAGAUGUCUUCUCCGCCUUCUCCACUCUCCUCAGGCAAACUCGAGUGGGGAGCAGCCAUGUUGGACUGAUAACCGAGCAGGGGACAGCGAGAGAGGAGGAGCCGACUUUUGCUAUGUUGAAGAAGCAGGUGCCAGUGAUAGUGAAAGUUCUGCACAAACAGCUAAAAGACAAGAGUCUGAAGUCUCGACAGGGCUGUUUCUCUGUCCUGACUGAACUGGCCCACACUGUACCAGGAGCACUGGAAGAACACAUCCCUGCUCUCAUACCUGGCAUAGUCUUCUCCCUGACAGACAAGUCCACCUCCUCCACCAUGAGGAUUGAUGCUCUGUCAUUCUUCCACGUCCUUCUGGUGUCCCAUCCUCCACAGGCCUUCCAACCACACAUGCAGGUGCUGUUACCCCCGGUGGUAGCUUGUGUAGAAGACUCCUUUUAUAAGAUCACCUCAGAGGCUCUCCUGGUCACACAGCAGCUAGUUAAAGUAAUGAGGCCGCUGGACAAGAACACUGCUGGAGGAUUCGACCCCAAGCCAUUUGUCAAAGAGGUCUUCUCCUCAACAUUGAAAAGGCUAAAAGCUACAGACAUCGACCAGGAAGUGAAAGAGCGGGCUAUUUCCUGCAUGGGUCACAUGGUCUGUCACCUGGGUGACCACCUGGGGGCAGAGCUAAAGGGUGUCCUUAGCAUUUUUUUGGAGAGGCUGAAGAAUGAAAUCACAAGACUGACCACAGUGCGGACCUUCACCCUGAUCACAUCAUCUCCACUCAAGAUUGACUUAUCCUCCAUUUUGCCUGAAGCCUUGUCAGUGCUGGGCUCUUUCUUGCGUAAAAACCAGAGAACACUCAAGUUGGGGACGUUGGCGUGUUUAACUGCUUUAGUCACACAUCAAACCUCCAGCAUCAAACCUGCAGCACUGGAGCCAGUCCUGAGUGAACUGCCCCUUCUAGUGGAUGAGAGCGACAUGCACGUGUCUCAGUUGUCCAUCACUCUGCUGACCUGUAUGACCAAAGCCUGCCCCUCCUCUCUGGCAAAGAUCAGCUCCUCUGUGCUCCCUGGAGUCUUCAAACUGGUCCACUCCCCACUGCUUCAAGGAGGAGCACUGGCAGCCAUUUUGGACUUCCUCCAGGCUCUGGUGCUUUCCAAAACAAGUAACCUCGGAUUUAGUCAGCUGCUGAAGUCCCUGAUGGAGCCCUUCCACAGUCCCCAGUGCCUGUCAGACAUCCACAGACAGUCGUACCACUCUGUCGCCCGCUGUGUGGCUGCGCUGUGCUCUGUCUGCUCCAAAGACACACCAGGGACAGUCUCCAGCCUCAUACAACAGGUGAAGAGCCACAAUUCCCCGGAGUCGGCUCGGGUCCUGGCCGUGCUGUGUCUGGGGGAGGUGGGGAGGAGCGGCAGUCUGGGAGGCAGUAAGGAAGUCCAGGCAGUCAUCCUAGAGGCCUUCUCCUCCUCCAGUGAAGAGGUAAAGACUGCAGCGUCCUGUGCUCUAGGCAGCAUGGCAGUGGGCAGUUUGAAUGACUACCUCCCCUUCAUGUUAAAAGAGAUUGCCUCACAGCCAAAGAGACAGUACCUGCUGCUCCACUCACUCAAAGAGGUCAUCAGUGCUUGUCCAGCCCGCAGCCUCUUCCCACACUUGGAGUCCAUCUGGGCCCUGUUAUUUCAGAACGCCCAGUGUCCAGAGGAGGGAACCAGGAACCUCAUAGCUGAGUGCCUGGGAAAGCUCACUUUGGUCAACCCGGAUCAGCUCCUUCCCAGACUCAAAAAGCAACUCACGGGAGGAUCUGCUCUAGCCCGUAGCACAGUGGUAACAGCUGUAAAAUUCACUAUUAUUGACCAACCCACGGCCAUUGACACACUGCUGAAGGACUCCAUAGGGGACUUUUUAGCUACUCUUAAAGAUGAGGAUAUCAAUGUGCGGCGCGUGGCUUUGGUCAUGUUCAACUCUGCAGCUCAUAAUAAACCGUCUCUCAUUCGGGGGCUCCUGCCAAAGGUUCUGCCCCAUCUGUACCAAGCGACACAGAUCAGAAAGGACCUGAUUAGAGAGGUGGAGAUGGGUCCAUUCAAACACAAAGUAGACGAUGGCCUGGACGUCCGUAAAGCAGCGUUCGAGUGCAUGUACACCCUGUUGGACAGCUGCCUCGAAGGGCUGGAUGUACUGCAGUUUCUGGACCACGUAGAGGAAGGACUCAAAGACCAUUAUGACAUCAGGAUGUUGACCUUCUUGAUGCUGGCAAGACUAGCCUCCCUGUGCCCUGCUGGUGUUUUACAACGAUUAGACCGAUUGGUGGAGCCACUGAAGGCCACAUGCACAACAAAGGUAAAGGCUGGCUCUGUGAAGCAAGAGUUUGAGAAGCAGGAAGAGCUGAGACGAUCAGCCAUGCGUGCUGUCGCCGCCCUGCUGGCAGUGCCCGAGGUGGAGAGGAGCCCUAGCAUGGCCGAAUUUGCCAACCUGAUCCACACCAAUGCAGACAUGGCCUCCAUUUACCAGAGUGUCCAGGGAGGGGACGCUCCUGGGUUAAGCCCAGCGGAGGGCAUGGAUCUGGACUAGGUUUGAGAUACAGUGCACCAGUUUCACAGAAUACAAAUACAGUUUUUGACAAAAUUUAAACUAUUUUUUAUGAAUGUUUUAGUAGCGGUUCU